AUGGGAGCAGCUGGCACGCAACCCAGAGUUCAGCUGGAGCACCGCCCUGAGCAGGGAGCCGCCAGCAUUGCCGAGUGGGAGGAGCUGCCAAAGGCGCCAGACCCGCCCCGUGCAGGCUUGGCGCGCAAGCCGCCUGCGCAGAUGCUUGCCAGCCCUGGCACCGUUAGGACUGGGCUGCGGGCGACCUGGGUUGAUGAACUGAGCCCUGAGCAACCCGUUCCACGAUCUACAGUGGUAGUGAAUGCCACGGUAGAUGGCCACUUGCCCUGGACCUGCCAAAUUUGCAGCCAGAGGGACAUCUCACCAAGUGCAGCUGCUUGUCCCACAUGCCAACGCUCGCGUGGAACAGAGAUUAGACGUGCCUAUUUGACAACGACAGAGCUGACGCAGUCAGUGGUGGAUGCUGUGAAUGAUGGAGCGGUAUUUCAGUCUGGAGGCAGCUCUUCCUCAAAGCCCAAGCGCCGCGAGAAGAGUCCUUCGCGCAAAGUCGAAGGCACGAAGCUGUCACAAGCUGGGAGCACUUGGCUUCGAGACAAAGAGAGGGCUCCUGAGGGCAAAGCACCCACCAGUUCGGAGAAGCACGCGAACACGUGGCACUCCCAACCACGCGUUGAUGCUCUUGACCGUGAGCUCGGACGCCGCGAGCCCGAGAUGGAGGGCUUUCGGCCUGUCCGCCCAUCCCAACUGCAGGCCGGGGGCUCUGGCAAAGGCAUGAGAGACCCGGCAGGCUUCAAAGAACCUCCGCCGCCAUACCAUCCACCGGAGCCUUUGCCAACAACUCCACUGCCGGACCGCCCUCAGUUCCACAUGCGAGGCCGGGAAGCUGGCGCUGGCUUGGCUGGCCCGCCGCUCCCCACUCCCUUCUUUGAAGGAGAUGUUUGGGGCAAGACGAGCUCGAUGGGUGCCAUGGGCAUGUCUCCUCCACGCAGUUUCCAAGGUAGCCGGGACCACGACAAGCCGCGCAGCCCGCCUGAUCCCAGAAUGGGCGCGCCGCAAGGCAGCCGGGAUCACGACAAGUUGCGCAGCUCGCCUGAUCCCAGAAUGGGCGUGCCGCGAGGCAGCCAGGACCACGACAAGCCGCGCAGCCCGCCUGAUCCCAGAAUGGGCGCGCCGCAAGGCAGCCGGGAUCACGACAAGUUGCGCAGCUCGCCUGAUCCCAGAAUGGGCGUGCCGCGAGGCAGCCAGGACCACGACAAGCCGCGCAGCCCGCCUGAUCCCAGAAUGGGCGCGCCGCAAGGCAGCCGGGAUCACGACAAGUUGCGCAGCUCGCCUGAUCCCAGAAUGGGCGUGCCGCAAGGGCGGGAUCGAAAAGCUCGUAGUCAGCCCGAGUUCAGAAUUGGAGGGUCGGCCUCUGCGCCGAUGAUCGGCCAGAAGGAUCCAGCAAUGGCAAAUCAGCGGAACGGCGCGGCGCCAGUCAAGCCAGCCAAGCCAGCUCCGGUUGAUACCCAGAUGGAUGUGGAAGCGCUGCUUGAGGCACAGAAGAAGAGAAUCGAAAGCUUGAAGCAGAAGCUCAACGCAAACAUGGCUUGA
Molecule: messenger RNA, 1530 nt
Organism: Effrenium voratum
Lineage: Eukaryota; Dinophyceae; Suessiales; Symbiodiniaceae
Source: the annotation of a GenBank genome assembly